Molecule: messenger RNA, 1429 nt
Organism: Neodiprion virginianus
Lineage: Eukaryota; Metazoa; Arthropoda; Insecta; Hymenoptera; Diprionidae
Gene: Saysd1
Product: SAYSvFN domain-containing protein 1
Exons: 2
Coding region: 471-956 (161 amino acids)
Source: RefSeq, a predicted model, not a curated record
GGUGUGAAUAUUUUUUAUUCUUCUCAUUUUUUCGAAUAACUACGUUUUUAUAAGCACGGACGUUAUUUAGAAAUCAUCAGACGCAGAAUGAAAGUCUAAGUAGCAUUUUGCUUACGCUUAGCAGUUAGCUGAUUUAUCGACGCGACGAUUAGAAAUUCCUAGAUAAAGUUUAAAAUUCGCGGUCAAACGAUAGAGAAGAUAAAACAAAAGAAUUCUCAUGCGCAACGUGAAGCACGAUGAGACAACUAAAGUGGGGAAUCCCCACUCUCAUUGGACGAUCAAUGUACGUGUAAAAUUCACGUAAGAAUACGUGUACGAUUGUUUAGUUCAGUGUGUGGAUUCCUUUCGCCAUGCAUACGUGUAUUCGAGAGAAGACGACGUUUGACAGGAAGAAAUAAAGCAGGAAUUGAUGAUUUAAAAAAAACACUUACGGCUGGGAGCAGGUCAUGUAUCGUCUGCUCGUUUCAUAAAUGGAGGCUAAGUUGGCUGCCUACAGGGUUAGAAAACGCAAACAAGCUAUGGUCGAAUCGAUGAAAAAUUCUGUUAAAGGCGUUUUGACCUGGGGAUCGAACACCAGCAACACAUCCGCCUCCUCGUCGCCUCCGCCCGCCUACGUAGAACUCGAGGAUAGGGAAGACAUAGAGAGCAGUCAGUCUGAAGAGAGUCUGGAUUUGACGCCGGCAGAGAAUCCGGUAUUGACGCAAGUCACUUACCUGCUGUACUUCCUUCUGUGGGCAACGCUUUACAUGAUAGCACUUCAGUUCGAAUUCGGCGCCGUAUACUUUAUCGUGUCAUCCUUAGUACUAAUAUGGAAGAACACUCGGUCUGGUCCAAAGAAGAAGGGCGAGAUUAGCGCCUACUCUGUUUUCAAUCCAAAUUGCCAAGCCAUCGACGGUACCCUAAAUGCCGAACAGUUUGAGAGGGAAAUAAGGUAUGGUGCUUCCAGUGUGCAUUGAUGAAUUUUGUACGUUGAAGAACGUAACUCCUCGUGCACCAAACAAAAAUGAAUGUACAUUGAGGCAUAAAUUUAUAUACAGUGUGCGUAAGAUAAGGUAGCUAAUUUUCGUAAAUUGUGUCUACGUCAUUAUUGUGUUUUUGUAAUUAACAUAAGUAUUCAAUAUACAUCGAAACCUUUUGAUGCUUUUAAAUCACUCACCCGAUUUGUUUCGCAUUUUAGCCGGGCAUAAAUCAUGUAAAUUUACAGACAUGUGAUAUUUUAUACGAACGAAAGUAUUCUUAAUUCCACUUUAUUUCCCUCGUUACCUCUAUCUGUCUAUUUUAGCCAUCCAAAAUAUCAUUUCGUUACCAAUUUGAGCAUCAAUUUUUUAUACCAGAGUUAAUGUUUUCAUCCGAUUUGAAUCAUUAUACCAAUAGUACAAACCGAAGUAUUUUCAGUAUUAAAUCUCGAUGUGGUAUCGUGUAUGAGAAA